GUGCAUACAAGUACAACAAAAGAACGCCACCAAUCAAUUGAUCAACGAGGCGGUAAACCAGUGCGAGAAGGAUCUCCAUCCAACGGUCGUUUUCUUCCGAACAACUGGAGAUUUUUUGCUUCAUUCUAUCGUUUAAAACGGCCAAGAAGAAAAAGAAAACCGGAGAGUGAGCGAACAUGACGAUAGGAGUUAAAGCAUCGCAUUUGACGGUUGUGCCUCAAGCGCUUGCGGUUGCUGGUGCUGUUAUGGUAUUGGUUUGGUGCAUACACUUCAGAGGUGGAUUAGCUUGGGAAUCUUCAAACAAAAGUCUCAUCUUUAAUAUACAUCCUGUAUUGAUGUUGAUUGGCUUCAUUAUCUUGGGCGGUGAAGCCAUUAUGAGCUACAAGGCAUUGCCUCUGAAGAAGGAAGUGAAGAAAGUCAUACAUCUUGUGCUCCAUACCAUUGCACUAAUUCUGGGCAUUAUUGGGAUCUAUACGGCAUUCAAGUAUCAUAAUGAGAGUUCAAUAACCAAUCUCUACAGCUUGCAUUCUUGGCUUGGGAUUGGAAUCAUUGUCCUUUAUGGCAUUCAAUGGAUAUAUGGCUUUCUUGUAUUCUACUACCCUGGAGGAUCGACUGGAUUAAAAAGCGAAUCCCAUCCUUGGCACGUACUGUUAGGUCUGUUUGUAUACAGCUUGGCUGUUGGCAACGCCGCCCUAGGGCUCCUGGAGAAGCUUACAUUCCUUGAGAGCUCAGGCCUUGCUAAAAAUGAUGCUGAGGCCUACCUUGUAAACUUCACAGCUAUUGUCACAAUAUUAUAUGGAGCCUUCGUAAUAUUUACAGUUUUUUCCCGGCCUGCUCAAGAUGACUCCAGCUACAAGGCUAUAUAAAUCUAUGUAGUGAUGAAUGGAUACAUCUAUUAUCUGUAUUUUUAGACAUGAAAUUGUAAAUAAUUAAUAUAAUAGUGGCAAUUUAUUGGACCAAUGUUAUGAUUUUAUCUAUAUAUGAAUG
Durio zibethinus is the source of this 987-nucleotide messenger RNA. The record is from RefSeq and is a predicted model, not a curated record. Lineage: Eukaryota; Viridiplantae; Streptophyta; Magnoliopsida; Malvales; Malvaceae.